Pseudoliparis swirei is the source of this 2059-nucleotide messenger RNA. It is a transcript of the gene nprl2, whose product is annotated as NPR2 like, GATOR1 complex subunit. Gene Ontology annotation, biological process: cellular response to amino acid starvation; positive regulation of autophagy; negative regulation of TORC1 signaling. Lineage: Eukaryota; Metazoa; Chordata; Actinopteri; Perciformes; Liparidae. Gene Ontology annotation, cellular component: vacuolar membrane; GATOR1 complex. The transcript has 11 exons. The record is from RefSeq and is a predicted model, not a curated record. Bases 635 to 1780 code for a protein of 381 amino acids. Gene Ontology annotation, molecular function: GTPase activator activity.
UUUGUAGAUUUCUUAUGCUGAGAUCAUAUAUAUGAGAACAACUGAUUGUAAAUAUCUGUUUGCAACUGGUAGUCAAUAUUUAAACCUCGAACUUAAGUGGAUAACAUAUAAUAUGUAAUAUACUCUGCCCACAUAAUAAUGAAACUAACAGAUACAGAUACAGCAAAUAUGUCGAAACAAAUAGAUUGUGCUUAUUAUUUGUGUUUGUUUAAAACAUAGACACGUCCUUGACUGUCCGCGGAAUAUUUAGCUACGACUUCCGUUGUCUGCAUUAGUAAAUAACGAGGAGCUCGUGAAUAUAUCGGUAUUGUUGUGCCUCAAAGUGGAGUGUGCAUUAAUGUGUCGAGACUGAAGAGUUGGUGGAUAGUUUGCGACUAGGUUGACAGCAUUCUUGUCAAAGUACAGUGAUAACACAUUAGUCCAGACGUUGCCUAGACGUGAGAACAGCUACAUGUAUUUCACAUGAGGUCACAGGCUGGUUUUUCAACGUUACAACGAGAAGCUAGCAGCUAGCUUCAGCUGCUAACUAGCAGGCAGCCUCACACAGGACGCUGUCAUCUGAGACUGGUUAACAUUUGUUCAACUGAAAAUUGUAUAUAUUAUUUGCAGUAAGGUUGCCCUGACAACAAGGUAUAUGAUGGGCAUGACCUCUCGAAUAGAGUGUAUAUUUUUCAGUGAGUUUCACCCCACCUUGGGUCCCAAGAUAACAUAUCAGGUCCCAGAGGAAUACAUUUCACGAGAGCUAUUUGACACAGUUCAAGUUUAUAUCAUCACCAAGCCAGAACUGCAAAACAAAUUGAUAACGGUCACUGCCAUGGGAAAAAAGUUAAUUGGGUGUCCUGUGUGCAUCGAAAACAAAAAGUACAGCAGAAAUGCCCUCCUGUUUAACCUUGGCCUUGUUUGUGACGCCCAAACCAACACCUGUGCCCUUGAGCCCAUUGUCAAGAAGUUGUCCGGGUACCUCACAACUCUGGAGCUGGAGAGUGGCUUUAUAUCCAAUGAGGAGAGCAAGCAGAAACUUUUACCCAUUAUGUCGACCUUGUUAGAAGAACUUAAUGCCACAGGAGCCUGUACCUUACCCAUAGAUGAGUCAAACACCAUACACCUAAAGCUGAUCCAGCUGCGAAAGGACCCCCCAAUUGUUCAGGAGUAUGAUGUGCCCGUGUUCACCCAGUGCAAAGACCAUUUUAUCAAAUCUCAGUGGGAUCUCACCACUCAACAGAUCCUGCAUUGUAUUGAUGGAUUUAGACACAUCCAGAAAAUCUCUGCUGAAGCGGACGUAGAGCUGAAUCUAGUUCGCAUUGCGGUGCAGAAUCUUCUGUAUUACGGUGUUGUGACCUUGGUGUCAAUAUUUCAGUACUCUAAUGUGUAUUGCACCACACCGAAAGUCCAGAGCAUCAUCGAUGAUAAGUCCAUUCAGGUGGAGUGCCUCAACUAUGUCACCAAGCAAGGUCAGAAGCGUGCGAGUCUGAGAGAUGUGUUCCAGCUGUACUGUGGUCUGAGUCCAGGAACCACAGUCCGAGACCUUUGUUCUCGCUACUCGCAGCAGCUUCAAAGGGUUGACGAGAGGAAGCUGAUCCAAUUUGGCCUGAUGAAGUCUCUUAUUCGACGGCUACAAAAAUAUCCGGUGAAGGUGAUCCGCGAUGAGAGGAGCAGGUUGCCUCGACUCUUUACCGGUUGUCAUAGUUAUGACGAGAUCUGCUGCAAAACAGGGAUCAGUUAUCAGGAGCUGGACGAACGUUUGGAAAAUGAUCCCAACAUCGUGGUGUGCUGGAAGUGACAUGCAUCUUUAAACGGACUGAAAGAUAUAGAGAUGCCUCACCCAACGAUGCCUUUUUGUUAAAUUAGUGUGUUUUUGUUUUUACAAGUCUCCUUUUGAAGAAUUCACAUUCUGUUUCGGUCAAGAGGACGGUUCUAUUCAUUGAUAUUGUACAAAAGAGAAUAUUUGAUUAAUAAAAGAGAUUAUCAAUUAACAAUGUGUCCUAAAUCACAGUGCAUACAAAUCAAGAAUUUUUCAUUUUCUGUCAUUUUGUAACCAUUAAAAAUUGAGCCCCAGAUU